CUGCAGUGCUAGAGGGUGCUGCUGAAGAAGAGGCUGAGGAGCCAGACGCCACUACCCAGACUACACUAAGUGAGGAGACCAGCAGCCAAGAGGAGAGCCACAGUCCAUCAGGGGAUAAAAAUGAAGAGCAGCAGCUGGAAAGCUUAAAGAGCUACAAGGUGUCCCCGAGCUCCCCAAACAGCCUGGAGGGAUCCGACCUGUCCUCCAUCGACGCCAUGAUGUCGGCGGUGAUGAACGCCGGGAAGAUCGCCGAAAACGUCGGGAACCCCCAAAAUGUCAAGUCCCCCACAAAGUCUCCUGCACCCAAUCGGAUUGGCAGGAGGAACCAGGAAACAAAAGAAGAGAAGUCUUCCUAUACCUGUCCUCUGUGUGAAAAGAUUUGCACUACACAGCACCAACUAACUAUGCACAUUCGUCAGCACAACACUGACACUGGAGGGACGGACCAUUCCUGCAGCAUCUGUGGAAAGUCUCUGAGCUCAGCGAGCUCCCUGGAUCGCCACAUGCUGGUGCACUCAGGGGAAAGGCCUUACAAAUGUUCUGUGUGUGGCCAGUCCUUCACCACCAAUGGAAACAUGCACAGGCACAUGAAGAUCCACGAGAAGGACCCCAACAGCACGGCGAGCACCACGCCCCCGUCGCCGCUGAAGCGCCGGCGCUUGUCUUCCAAAAGGAAGUUCAGCCACGAUGCUGACAUGGACAGAGAGGAGAGGACACCUGCCAAAAAGGUUGUCGAGGAUGGUCACUCCGGUGAAGGGGAUAAGAGGGCUGAGGAAGAAGUUUAUCACUGUCCAGUGUGUUUCAAAGAGUUUUUUUGCAAGUAUGGGCUGGAGUCCCACAUGGAGACACAUCCAGACAAUUCCCUGAGGUGUGACAUCUGCUGUAUCACCUUCCGUACGCACCGGGGCCUGCUGCGCCAUAACGCGGUCAUCCACAAGCAGCUUCCCAGGGAUCCCCUGGGGAAGCCUUUCAUUCAGAACAACCCUUCCAUCCCAGCAGGAUUCCACGACUUGGGAUUCACGGACUUCUCCUGCAGGAAGUUCCCUCGCAUUUCUCAGGUCUGGUGUGAAACCAAUUUGCGGCGGUGCAUCAGCGACUUCCACCGGUUCAUCUGCGAGACGUGCAACAAGGCAUUCCCCAUGCUCUCAGCCCUCCACCUGCACACCGAGACUCACCUGGGGGACCAGGGCAGAGACAAGCACAAGCCACAGUCCGCCACCCCACCCGCUGAGAACCCUGACCAGAAAGCCUUCAUGGCAUCCUUGGGCCUCCAGUACACCAAAGACAUCAAGCCUGUCAAGCAGGAGGACAAUGCACCAGAUGAGGUCCAAGAGCUGCGGCUCAGAGCACUGAAGAGUAACCUACCUCAGGAACCCGGCAGCACCGGCCUGCUCAGCCUCUCUCCUCUGGAAGCUGCUUCCAUGGGAGGGUCUUUUUCAGUCCUUCCCCCUACAAAGGAGAACAUAAAGCUCCUCUCGCUGCAGCCUUUCCAGAAGGGUUUUAUCAUCCAGCCUGACAGCAGUAUUGUGGUAAAACCCAUCUCCAACGAGUCCGCCAUUGAGCUGGCGGACAUCCAGCAGAUCUUGAAGAUGGCUUCUUCAGCCCCUCCUCAAAUCAGUCUUCCUCCCCUUUCUAAGGCACCUUCUGUCCCCGUGCAGUCCAUUUUCAAGCACAUGCCACCGCUGAAGCCAAAGCCUUUGGUCACGCCCCGAACGGUCGUCGCAACCUCUACGCCACCUCCUCUGAUCAGUGCCCAGCAAGCCUCCCCUGGCUGCAUCAGCCCCAGCCUCCCGCCCCCGCCUCUGAGGCUGAUCAAGAACUCGGUGGAGUCCUCCUCCAACUCUCACCUCCCCCAGGCAGGAGCCAAACUGAGCCCCGCCUCGCAGUUGCUCCUCCAACCCAAAGUAGAGCCUUUAACUCAGCACGAGAUGAAGACGCAGCUGGAGCAGGACAGCAUCAUCGAAGCUCUCCUGCCUCUGAGCAUGGAAGCCAAGAUCAAGCAAGAGGUCACCGAAGGAGACCUCAAAGCCAUCAUCGCCGGGGCGGCCAACAAGAAGGCCCCGACCAUGAGGAAGGUGUUGUACCCUUGCCGUUUCUGCGACCAGGUGUUCGCCUUCUCCGGGGUCCUGAGGGCUCACAUCCGUUCUCACCUGGGCAUCUCCCCUUACCAGUGCAACAUCUGCGACUACAUCGCGGCCGACAAGGCGGCGCUGAUCCGGCACCUGCGGACGCACAGCGGGGAGAGGCCUUACAUCUGCAAAAUCUGCCACUACCCCUUCACGGUGAAGGCCAACUGCGAGAGGCACCUGCGGAAGAAGCACCUCAAAGUCACCAGGAAAGAGAUCGAGAAGAACAUCGAGUACGUCACCAGCAACGCCGCCGAGAUGGUGGACGCCUUCUGCUCGCCCGACACGGUGUGCAAGCUGUGUGGGGAGGACCUGAAGCACUACAGGGCCCUCCGCAUCCACAUGAGGACCCACAGCGGCUGCCAGAAGAAGAAGCCCUUCGAGUGCAAGGAGUGCGGCACGGCCUUCUCGGCCAAGAGGAACUGCAUUCACCACAUCCUCAAGCAGCACUUGCACGUGCAGGAGAGGGAGAUCGAGAAUUACAUCCUGGCGGUGGACUGCGGCGCCCAGGAGAGCCAGACAGACCCUCCGUUGUUGGAGGACAGCACUUACAUGGACCGCAAGCCCGUGACGCCUUUCCUGGAGCCUCAGAACGGCUUCUUGCUGGGGACCUCCUCCCACGUCCCCAUCAAACUCGAACCCGCCAGCAAUUUCGCGGAGCCGUUGGAUUUCUCUCAGAAGAACAAAAACCUGGGUGCCGUGCAAGUGAAGCAGGAGAACCUGUUCGGCGCUUCUCCCCUCUCCCUCUACGACUGUUCCAUGGAGCCUAUCGACCUGUCCAUCCCCAAAGCCCUGAAGAAGGAUAAGGACGACGUCCCGUGCGAAGCCGGCCACCCCGAGCUGGCCGCUUCGGGGAACGGCGAGAAAGCCUUUAACUGUCUGCAGUGUCCUUUGGUGUUCGGUGCCAACGGGAACUCGGAGAAGAGCAGG
Merops nubicus (carmine bee-eater) is the source of this 3056-nucleotide messenger RNA. RefSeq names its product ras responsive element binding protein 1 (gene RREB1). Gene Ontology annotation, biological process: regulation of transcription by RNA polymerase II. Lineage: Eukaryota; Metazoa; Chordata; Aves; Coraciiformes; Meropidae. Gene Ontology annotation, molecular function: DNA-binding transcription activator activity, RNA polymerase II-specific; RNA polymerase II cis-regulatory region sequence-specific DNA binding. The transcript is spliced from 8 exons. The annotation marks the transcript as partial. The record is from RefSeq and is a predicted model, not a curated record. Gene Ontology annotation, cellular component: nucleus.